CCUGUAAUAUCCUUCACUGCACCGGGCCAAUCGAGGUUACUCAUCAAAUGCCCGGCACCUUCAUUAUCUGUGGCGAGUUUUCCUCGGUACAGAUCAGGAACUAAAGCGACAAAUUCUCCUUUCUCCGCGAUUUCUUUUGCUUCGUCCUGAAUCUGUUGGUUUAGGCCCCACCAUUCCUGCAACACGAUCAAACCACGUGCACUGCUCGAAUCUUUUCCCUUUACAAACACGGCUGGGCAUUCUCCCUGCGCGUUUUCUGACGCGAAUUUAACGUUUUCUACAAGCAUUGACAUCGUUCUUCUGAAAUAGUCAGGCUUUGGACAGAAUGAGCUCUUUAUAACAGUUGAGACUCGAGCUUUGAUGCAGAACAUUUUACUCAAGGUAUUUAAUUCCGUUUAUUUUGUACAUUCCUCGAAUUUCAUUACAAAUUUCCUUGUUUUCGUAAGUAUAUAAAAUCAGACUCAAUUAAUAAAAUAAAACUUUCCUAUUAAAUAACACGCUUGCUUUCUCAUGUUAAUUUAUACUGCAGUAUGUCACAUUUCACUUUUACUGUAAAAUCAAGUUUUUGUUGCCUUUUUGGUAUAAAACAUUUUAAAAACAAAAACUUUUGUUUCACUUUCAAAUAUAAUUUCCUUGGUUUUCAGAUGGACUAAAUUUUUCUCCUAACCCCCGGAUUUUUAUCAAAUUAAUGAAGUGGGAGAGUAGAGAUGGCAUAAUACCAGGGGGGUUAGGCACUCAAAAAUGUACAAAACUUGCGUAAUUUCAGCUUUCAAAAUGGCGUCAAUAAGGAGUUGUUUUCGCCAAAGAAAUGUUCAAUGUUUCCCCCAGAGGGAUUGGUUGAAUUUUGGUAUAAAUAAUCAGAAAAUCACGCGUUUUCGUGCAGGUAUUUACAUAAUGAUUUAAUAUUUGCAUAUUGAUAUGGCUAAGGUGGUACUGUACAAAAAAUAGGCUGAAUUUGUGAAACUAUUAACUUUAUACUGGAUGGCUCAUCCCUUAUUGUUGCUCAGGAGGAAACCAUCAGUUCUAAACUGUUCUCCCUAGAGAGUUCCCUAGAGAUCUAGUAAGAGUCAUCUCUUAUUGAUCCAGUGUUACUACAGGAGGAAACCUAAACUAAACUAACUUUAUUUAUACUGGAUAGCUCUAUCAGUUCUAAACUGUUCUCCCUAGACUAGAGGUCCAGUAAGAAUCAUCUCUUAUUGAUCCAGUGUUACUGCAAGAGGAAACUUAAACUAAAAUAACUUUAUUUGCUGUGUUGGUGUAAUGUAUUUAUACUGGAUAGCUCCAUCAGUUCUAAACUGUUCUCCCUAGAGCUCCAAUUAUAAGGAUCAUCUCUUAUUGAUCCAGAAGUGCUACUUCAGGAGGAAACCCAAACUAACUUAUACUGGAUAUUCAUCUGAUUAUCACUACGUUUUAGCACCAGUAUCAACGUUAUCUCAAAACAUGCCCAAACAAAACAUGCCCAAACAAAACAUGCACAACCUUGCAACUGUCAACAGUACAACCCCUCAUGUCGCACUCAUUGGACCAUCAGUCCGACGUCUUUUGGACUCCUAUGGUCUCGACAGACACUCAAUAAAACCAAGCGGUCACAAAGGACAGCUUUUGAAAGGAGAUGUUCUCAAAUAUAUCGAUGAACAUGCAAAGGCAGAAAUAAAGUUCACACAUAUUUUACAAGGUAAAUAAACUAGUCAAGAAUUACGGUUAUUGAUUUUACCAUAGCAUGCAAAUGAUGGUAAUAGUAGUAGCAAAAGUUCAGUUCAUAGGGAUGCAAUGAAGAUGCAACUACUUUUUUAUUACUGGUGCUACUUGCACUGUAACCUGUGCCUAAAAAGAUAAUGUGCCUUUCAGACAAAAUCCCAGCCAGUGGCCCUAUGACUCAGGAAUCAAAUAUUGGCUAUGUUGAUGUUGGUCUGAGUAGCGCAAGACAAGCAAUUGCGAGGCAGAUGAUGGAAUCGAAGAACACCACACCUCAUACAUACAACACCAUCGAUUGCAGGGUUGAUAACCUGUUUGCUAUAUGCAAAAAAUUUGAUCAUUCUGUAUCAAUUUAUGACUUUGUUAUAAAAGCUGCGGCAUUAGCACUUUGUCUGUUACCGCAUGUGAACACAUCAUGGUCAGAUGGCAGCUUGGUGCAGCUCAGUGGUAUCAAUAUUGGGAUAGCUGUCAAUUCUCCAAAUGGAGUCAUCACUCCAGUUAUAAAUAAUGCAGAUCAGCUGGAUGUAUCCAGCAUUUCUCAAACAGUAAUGGUAGGUGUACAUUCUUUCAUGACCAGAUUUUGAGGGGGGGAGGAUGUGCCCGAAUAUUAAAGUCAAAAUAAUGAGUGGGUGACUGGACAGGAUGGCAAACAGUAUUCCCUUCAAAACGGAAGAGGUUAUUUUGCUGGCCUCAGAGUGACAAAAUGUAACAAAGCAAUGGUUUUACUAACACUAACCCUAUUCCAAACACCUACUCUUAACCCUAUUAACCUAACCCUACUCCAAGUUUGUUUCUAAAGCAAUCUUCAUGAAGAAAAAAGUUUCGACGAAAUAUCAUUCUGAGGUCAGCGAACUAUCCUUUCCCCUUCAAAACAAGGAAAAGGCAAGCAAAUUAGGGUCAUGAGAAUUUUUUCUCCUCAAUUUCAGGAACUCAAAGAACAAGCUAAGAAUGGAUUACUUAGACCUGAGCAACUCCAAAAUGCUUCAUUCACAAUCACCAACCUCGGGAACUUGGGUGUAAAAAGUUUCACUGCAAUAAUCACCCCUCCUCAGUCGGCCACGCUUACAGUUGGUGACAGUCAAGUGCUAGUGAAUGACAAUUACAAACUUUCAAAUGUUAUAAAUGUGACUUUGUGUUGUGAUGGGAGAGUCAUUGAUGAACAAUUAGCCUCGGAAUGGUUGACUGUGUUUAAGGGUUUCAUAGAGAACCCUUUGCAGAUGGGACUGUAGUUCAGUUGUGUCGAAGAUAGAUUAAUGUAUUUCAUAUAGUAGUUACCAUAAAUAAAGAGACAUGAUAAGCUAUAUUUAAACUAUAUUUAUUUAUACUUAAUAGCUAGCUCUCCUUAACGUAGAGGUAACUAAGUUUUAUUCAUACUGAACAGCUCUAUCAAUUAGAGUUAUCCCUUAUUGUCUCAGUGUUAUUACAGGAAGAAACCUAAUUAGGAAUAUUUUAACGAAAAUUUAUAUGCAUUUCUAGACCUAACCAGGGGCAGUUGAGAAAACUACAGGCUUUCUGGCAGGAAUUGAACCUGCAAUUUCGGUACAGCACUCUAACCAAGGUUAUUUCAGGCCUUCUGGUAGGAAUCGAACCUGUGAUUCCCAUACAGCGCUCUAACCAAGGUUAUACUACUGGCUUUCUGGCAGGAAUUGAACCUGCGAUUCCCAUACAGUGCUCUAACCAAGGUUAUACUACAGGCCUUCUGGUAGGAAUCGAACCUGCGAUUCCCAUACAGUGCUCUAACCAAGGUUACUACAGGCCUUCUGGUAGGAAUCGAACCUGUGAUUCCCAUACAGUGCUCUAACCAAGGUUAUACUACAGGCCUUCUGGUAGGAGUCAAACCUGUGAUUCCGAUACAGUGCUCUAACCAAGGUUACUACAGGCCUUCUGGUAGGAAUCAAACCUGCGAUUCCCAUACAGCACUCUAACCAAGGUUAUACCACAGGCCUUCUGGUAGGAAUCAAACCUGCGAUUCCCAUACAGCACUCUAACCAAGGUUAUACCACAGGCCUUCUGGUAGGAAUCAAACCUGCGAUUCCCAUACAGUGCUCUAACCAAGGUUAUACCACAGGCCUUCUGGUAGGAAUCAAACCUGCGAUUCCCAUACAGUGCUCUAACCAAAGGUUAUACUUCAGGCCUUCUGGUAGGAAUUGAUUCCUACCAGAAGGCCUGAAGUAUAACCUUGGUUAGCGCACUGUAUGGGAAUCACAGGUUUGAACCUGUGAUUCCCAUACAGUGCUCUAACCAAGGUUAUACUACAGGCCUUGUGGUAGGAAUCGAACCUGCGAUUCCCAUACAGUGCUCUAACCAAAGGUUAUACUUCAGGCCUUCUGGUAGGAAUCGAACCUGCGAUUCCCAUACAGUGCUCUAACCAAAGGUUAUACUUCAGGCCUUCUGGUAGGAAUCGAACCUGCGAUUCCCAUACAGUGCUCUAACCAAGGUUAUACUACAGGCCUUGUGGUAGGAAUCGAACCUGUGAUUCCCAUACAGCGCUCUAACCAAGGUUACUAGGUUACGUGUGAAACUGUAUAUAAAUUUGCGUUCGAAUAUUCCAUCUACAAGAAAACCAUUACAGAGUUUCUUCUCACAUAAUCAGACAAGUCGGCAUAUUGCAGAAAUCAAACCUCAAUCAGAGGCGAAAGACAUGGACUAAUACCCAAUGCACCAAGUUAUUGUGCAUUUAUACUGGAUAGCUCUAUCAGUUCUAAACUGUUCGUCCUAGAGGUCCAGUAAGGAUCAUCUCUUAUUGAUCCUGUGUUACAACAGGAGGAAACCUAAACUAAACUAACUUUAUUUAUACUGGAUAGCUCUAUCAGUUCUAAACUGUUCUUCCUAGAGGUCCAGUAAGGAUCAUCUCUUAUUGAUCCUGUGUUACUACAGGAGAAAACCUAAACUAAAGUAACUUUAUUUAUACGGGAUAGCUCUAUCAGUUCUAAACUAUUCUCCCUAGAGGUGCAGUAAGGAUCAUCUCUUAUCGAUCCGACCUGUGAUCGAACAAGCACCAACGCUCUAAUCAUCUCCUGAAUUCGCUUGAGCACUCGUUCACUUAGUGGAAACUGGUACUUAAAGCAUCGACAGGACCUUUCACAGACUGUGUGUGAUCCUUGAUAGUCAGCUUAAUCUUGCCUCCAGUUCUCUCCUCCAGAGAAGAGUGAGUUGAAUAGUCCGUGCGAUGCGAUUCUUCAACUUCCAGUACCACACU
Molecule: messenger RNA, 4894 nt
Organism: Paramuricea clavata
Lineage: Eukaryota; Metazoa; Cnidaria; Anthozoa; Malacalcyonacea; Plexauridae
Source: the annotation of a GenBank genome assembly